AUGCAGUUGAUAUGCAAGGCAAUUAAAGCCUCCAUUGAUCUCACUGGUGGAACUGGUGGCGCCAGCUCCGCGGACAACAACUCUGGCACCCUUGAUUGCUUGAUUCUCAUCCUGGGAACCCAAGUCCAUGCAAAUAGUCCUACAGUAAAGUGGUCAACAGGUCACACAACUGUUGUUCCAUACGUCCCAGAUGAAGAUGGUCACAACACCAUCUGGGACAACAAAUACUUCGUUUGGCACCUGAUGAUUUGGGUGCCCUCAACCUCAAGCUCCUGGGUUGUAGCUGCACUUGAAGGCAAGGAGUGCAGCUCCCCCUUUGAGCUCAGGAAUUCCUUGGCUCAUAGCUUGGUGGUGCAUAUUUCCAACACCCGAAAUGUGUCCAACUUUUCCAUGACCCUGGAGGCAUUGAAUGCACAAUGUGGAAAAAAGGCCAACAACUGGAACAGCCCUCAUGUCACGGGAACCAUCUGGGACCUCUUUGAUGGGUUGAAUGAUCCAUCCUUGAUACACUCCAACAUGCUGGAUGGUUUCCUCCAUAUAACCUGGCAUUGGAUGACCUCACAACUGCGCAAAACAUCACCAAUGAAUCAUAUCCUUGCAUUGCAAUAUACCCACAAAGGGAUGCAGAUUGCAUGGGAACUUGGGUGGGUAACAACAGGUGUUGGCAGCCUCAAGCUGUGGUUUGUUUUCUGCCUCAAGGAGCUAAUUCAUAGCCACAAAGAAGCUUGUGCCAAGCUUGCUGAACUACUUGAGAUGAAGAACUGGUCGGCUUGUAAAGGGCUCAGACUGUGUUUGCCACCUGGUCAUUUUGACAUACCGUUGCCAUGGGAAGAGAUCACAGAUGUAGAGGUGGUUGCUCUGUGCCCAGAAGCUAUCACCCAUAUGACCCUUGCCAUACCUCAAGUCUUUGAAUCUAACCACUGGUUGUACAAGCAACCACUGGCUGCCCUUCUAUCCCAACUCUUAAACCCAGAACAUCACAUUGCAGAAGCAGAUUUACAUGAAUACUGUGCUAAAGCAUACAUAAAGGCAAAGAAGAUUGGCCCCUACCUCAUUUGGAAUAUCCUUGGAUUCUGUUCUCAUGCAGCAGCUUGGACAUAUCUUCAAGAGCAGAUGGGUGGCUUGGAUAUGGUGGAGCUAUUGGGCAAUUCUCAGGAUUAUAGCUGUUAG
This is a messenger RNA of Rhodofomes roseus, 1170 nucleotides long. RefSeq lists its product as uncharacterized. The record is from RefSeq and is a predicted model, not a curated record. Bases 1 to 1170 code for a protein of 389 amino acids. Lineage: Eukaryota; Fungi; Basidiomycota; Agaricomycetes; Polyporales; Fomitopsidaceae. The transcript has 9 exons.